This is a messenger RNA of Rhinopithecus roxellana (golden snub-nosed monkey), 2249 nucleotides long. RefSeq names its product carboxypeptidase Z (gene CPZ). The transcript is spliced from 11 exons. Gene Ontology annotation, molecular function: zinc ion binding; metallocarboxypeptidase activity; protein binding. The record is from RefSeq and is a predicted model, not a curated record. Lineage: Eukaryota; Metazoa; Chordata; Mammalia; Primates; Cercopithecidae. The coding region runs from base 147 to 2105 and encodes 652 amino acids. Gene Ontology annotation, biological process: proteolysis.
GCUGCCCACUGUAACCCGACUCCGGCAUUUGCGUUUGGGGCGCCCUCCCUGCGCCGGGGGCGGGAGCCCAGCGAGCGCAGAGCCCCGGCCCGCGCGGCCCGAGUGCCACAUCACUGCGCCGGCCGUCCAAGGCCCGCUGCCCCACCAUGCCGCCCCCGCCGCCGCUGCUGCUCCUCACAGUCCUGGUCUUCGCCACUGCCCGGCCGGGGUGCGAGUUUGAGCGGAACCCUGCCGGUGAAUGCCACAGGCCGCCGGCUGCAGACAGCGUCACCUGCGUGGACCUGCAGCUCAGGACCUGCAGCGAUGCUGCCUACAACCAUACCACCUUCCCCACCCUGCUGCGGCACCGGUCGUGGGAGGUGGUGGAGGCCAGCUCCGAGUACAUCCUGCUGAGUGUUCUACACCAGCUCCUGGAGGGCCAGUGCAACCCAGACCUGCGGCUGCUGGGCUGUGCUGUGCUGGCCCCCCGGUGUGAGGGCAGCCAGGUGCGCAGACCCUGCCGGCAUAUCUGCGAGGGCCUGCGGGAGGCCUGCCAGCCCGCCUUCGACGCCAUCGACAUGGCCUGGCCCUACUUCCUUGACUGCCACCUCUACUUCACGAGUGAGGAUGAGGGCUGCUACGACCCACUGGAGAAGCUUCGGGGAGGCCUGGAGGCUGACGAGGCACUGCCCUCGGGGCUGCCGCCCACCUUCAUCCGCUUCAGCCACCACUCCUACGCCCAGAUGGUACGUGUGCUGAGGCGGACAGCCUCCCGCUGCGCCCAUGUGGCCAGGACCUACAGCAUCGGGCGCAGCUUCGACGGCAGGGACCUGCUGGUCAUCGAGUUCUCCAGCCGCCCCGGCCAGCACGAGCUGAUGGAGCCCGAGGUGAAGCUCAUUGGCAACAUUCAUGGCAACGAGGUGGCGGGUCGGGAGAUGCUCAUCUACCUAGCCCAGUACCUGUGCUCUGAGUACUUGCUGGGCAACCCCCGCAUCCAGCGCCUGCUCAACACCACCCGCAUCCACCUGCUGCCCUCCAUGAAUCCUGAUGGCUACGAGGUGGCAGCCGCCGAGGGUGCUGGCUACAACGGGUGGACGAGCGGGAGGCAGAACGCGCAGAACCUGGAUCUGAACCGAAAUUUCCCGGACCUGACGUCUGAGUACUACCAGCUGGCAGAGACCCGCGGCGUGCGCAGCGACCACAUCCCCAUCCCCCAGCACUACUGGUGGGGUAAGGUGGCCCCGGAGACGAAGGCAAUCAUGAAGUGGAUGCAGACCAUACCCUUCGUGCUCUCGGCCAGCCUUCAUGGGGGCGACCUGGUGGUGUCCUACCCCUUCGACUUCUCCAAGCACCCCCAGGAGGAGAAGAUGUUUUCUCCCACGCCCGAUGAGAAGAUGUUCAAGCUGCUGUCCAGAGCCUAUGCUGACGUCCACCCCAUGAUGAUGGACAGGUCGGAGAACAGAUGUGGAGGCAACUUCCUGAAGAGGGGGAGCAUCAUCAAUGGGGCGGACUGGUACAGCUUCACAGGAGGCAUGUCCGACUUCAACUAUCUGCACACCAACUGCUUUGAGAUCACAGUGGAGCUGGGCUGUGUGAAGUUCCCCCCCGAGGAGGCCCUGUACACGCUCUGGCAGCACAACAAGGAGUCACUCCUGAAUUUCAUGGAGACGGUGCACCGGGGCAUCAAAGGUGUGGUGAUGGACAAAUUCGGCAAGCCAGUCAAAAACGCCCGGAUCUUAGUCAAAGGCAUUCGCCACGACAUCACCACAGCCCCUGAUGGCGACUACUGGAGAUUGCUGCCCCCAGGUACCCACAUUGUCAUUGCCCAAGCCCCUGGCUACACCAAGGUCAUCAAGAAAGUCAUCCUCCCCGCCCGGAUGAAGAGGGCUGGCCGUGUCGACUUCAUUCUGCAGCCUCUGGGGGUGGGACCCAGGAACUUUCUUCAUGGGCUGCGGAGGACUGGGCCCCACGGCCCGCUGGGAGGUGCCAGCUCUUUGGGGGAGGCCACGGAGCCCGACCCGCUCCGGGCACGCAGGCAGCCCUCGGCCGACGGGAGCAAGCCCUGGUGGUGGUCCUACUUCACAUCGCUGAGCACGCACAGGCCACGCUGGCUGCUCAAGUACUAACCCCAGCCCCAGCACCCGCCUGGAUGUGGAGACCCAGGCCCAUCUCCGCAUCCCGGGCCCCUGGCUCUUGAUUUUGUCUGCCACAGACAUCCCACAAAGCCGCUGCCGUUUUAUUAAAGUGUUUAUAUCCACUUUCCACUGGAA